Molecule: messenger RNA, 1737 nt
Organism: Lolium perenne
Lineage: Eukaryota; Viridiplantae; Streptophyta; Magnoliopsida; Poales; Poaceae
Product: 5-epiaristolochene 1,3-dihydroxylase
Molecular function (GO): oxidoreductase activity, acting on paired donors, with incorporation or reduction of molecular oxygen; monooxygenase activity; iron ion binding
Source: RefSeq, a predicted model, not a curated record
CAGAGAAGUAACAAUUGGUUAGCUCGAUCAUGGAGAUCGAGACAUCCUUGUGGUAUUUGUUAACGUUAGCUCUUAUUCCACUCCUGUACGCCACCAUUCGUUUCUUGAGAGCUCGCCGGCGUGGCUCUGCCAGUGCCAGCCAUGGUCGUCCGCGGCUACCUCCAGGCCCAUGGCAUCUUCCCGUCAUCGGCAGCCUCCACCACCUCAUCGGCGCCCUCCCGCACCGCGCCCUGAGGGAUCUCUCCCGGCGCCAUGGGCCUCUCAUGCUCCUCCGGCUGGGCGAGGUCCCGCUCAUGGUGGCCUCCAGCGCGGAAGCCGCCAGGGAGGUGAUGAAGACGCAUGACCAGGUGCUGUGCACGCGGCCGCUCACCUCCUGCGCCGCGGUCCUCAACCAGCGCGGCCACGGGAUCACGUUUGCGCCGCACGGCGACCGGUGGCGGCAGCUCCGUAAGGCCUGCGUCCACGCGCUGCUCAACGCCAAGUGCGUCCGCUCCUUCCGACGCAUCCGCGAGGAGGCGGCGGCCCGGUUCAUCCGUUCCAUCGCAUCGUCGUCGUUCGAGUCGCAGGAGGCCAUGAAUCUGAGCAGGAUGAUCGCCGAGUACGGGGCGGACACGACGGUGCACUCCGUCAUGGGCGCCCGGUUCAAGGAGCAGGACGCACUGCUCCACUACGUGGACGAGGCGGUACGGGUCGUCGGAUGCCUCACCGUGUCCGACCUGUUCCCCUCCUGGCGGCUGCUGCGCGUCCUGAGCGGCACGCUGCGCCGGGCGGCGGCCUUCCGGGACUCCUCGCUGGCGUUCAUGGAGCGCUUCAUAGGCGAGCAUCUCGAGAGGAGAACGUCGUUGCGCCUGCCGGUGCCGGAGGAAGACGACGACGUGAUCCAGGUGCUCCUCAGUAUCCAACGACAAGGCAACCUCCAGUUCCCCAUCUCCAUGGACAAUGUCAAAUUAAGCAGUGUUAUUGGUAUCUGUACCAAAGGCUACUACUAUGUCAAGUAUUUGCACUGUUUGUUGUACCACAACACAGAGCCUAGUACUGGUCCUGCACUCCUGCUCUUCUUUUCAUGUACGUCUCUGUACCUGCUAGCUUGGAGUGGCAGCAACAAGGACACGCCCGGCCCCCCUUGUAUCUCGCCUGCCAUGUAUCUCGCCGAUGCCCUGUCCUUUCUCUUCCGUGUAUUGCUAUAUGGCCAGAUGUAUACGAGCGGAUGUAGGGGUCAACCGCCCGUGCUAGUGGGCCCACCAGCGAUGAUCUCCAGCAAAACGAUCGGUCUAGAUAUGGGACGGGCGCCAUAAGGUCCGCUCAUUGUAAUUAUCGCCCUGGGAUGCUGUUCGGGCUCGCCAACGUUGAGCUGGGUCUCGCGAGCCUUCUGUUUUACUUCGACUGGGCUCUUCCGGAUGGCUUACUUCCGGGCGCCCUCGACAUGACAGAGGCCAUGGGAAUCGAUCACUGCUAGGAGGAGGGAGGAUCUGUGGCUUCAUGCUACUCUCCGCGUCCUGCUGCCGUGUUGACGCCUAGCUAGCUGUGUGUAUGCUAUCCAAAUGUUUCUCUUAUUAUAGCUGGAAAUAAGCGCUAGAGGCAAUGUGCUAUUAUUGUAUUUCCAUUAUUAUGAUUAAAUGUGUAUAUUCUAUGUAAUACACUACGUCAGGUCCUAAGAUUGCCGGUAUCUUAAAGUGCCGCCAAUUCGACCAAAAGUGCCGACAAUAAUUUUUGGAGGCAAGAAAAAAAAGUGUUGCA